This is a messenger RNA of Peromyscus leucopus (white-footed mouse), 1560 nucleotides long. RefSeq names its product MANSC domain containing 4 (gene Mansc4). The transcript is spliced from 3 exons. The coding region runs from base 457 to 1434 and encodes 325 amino acids. The record is from RefSeq and is a predicted model, not a curated record. NCBI's taxonomy places the organism in Eukaryota, Metazoa, Chordata, Mammalia, Rodentia, Cricetidae.
GAAAGUCAAAUAAGUACAUGAACUGGUUUUCUCCGGAGCCUGAACAACAGAAGUGUAAAAAAUGAAGUCACCAGCCCUUGGCCUAUACUGAACACCUCACAAAACAAGGAGUUGUUUCUGGAAACAGAGCCUCCCUUAAUCUGAUGUCAAGAGACUGGGUAAUUGUUUUUCUCAGCAGGACUCUGGGCUCGGGUUUCUCCUGGCCUUCCUAUCUGCCUAGGAAAAGGUGUCUGUGACUCUUCACUCCCAGAGAAAGAAGAAAAGCCGAGGCGAGCAUCCCUGUCUUGAGAGGGGAAGGGUCAGAACACCGAACCUGCUGGAGAGGGUUCAGAGACGAGGCCGCAGGCCAGCGCUCUCCCGGGGCUCAGCGGCACAGGACAAAGGUGCAGAGAGGCCGCUGCGGAAGGACGCCCUGGCGCGGCCCGCGGUCAGCUCCAGCGGCCUCCCUUCCCAGAGAUGCAGGCGGCGGGGCUGCUGCUGCUGGGGCUGGCCUGCUCCGUGCGCGGGCUCUGCUCGCCCUCAGUGUUCUACAGAGACUGUUGGAUCCGCCGCUUCCCAGGGCUGCUCCUGGACCUAGAGGAAUCUCAGAGGCUGGGGGCCCAGUUCCUCAAGUAUUACUCGGAGAGCACCGGCCAGAAGUGCAGCCGGAGCUGCUGUCUCAGGAAGGAUGUUUCCUGUAAUGUGGCUGUCUUCUUCCAUGAUCCCAUCCACGACAAUGUCAACUGCCUCCAUGUCCACUGCCCAACUCUGGAGAGCUGCAUUCUGGAGCCUGGGACCAGUGCCAUUCUGUACAACAUAACAGCAGGCAUAGAUCCAGAUUUGCUGGUUUUUGAGCAUCCAUCCCCCACAUACCCAAACACCCGCUCCUCGUCUGACUGGUGGGAUAGACUGCGAAUUCUAAAAGCUCUGAAUGUAGGUAACAAAGGACACACAGAUGGGACAAAGCACAUGCUGCUGUCCACAGAGGCUGCUGUGUCUACUACACAUCAAGAUCCGGGUACAAACACAGGCAUCAGUUAUUCCAGGAAGUCAACCACAGAUCUGGGGAUAAGAUUCAUUUCUGUGAAUGUGUCCCCUGCUACCAAGGUCAACAUGGAGUCACCAAGCACAGACUUCACCCAUAGUCCAGAUAACAUGACUAUUUCUCCUUUCUUUGGACCCACAGACACAAAAGUUUCUCAGGUGCCCAGCCAAUCCCGACUCAACAUUAGCCAACAAUUACUGAACAGAACAAAGGGGUCCCACAGUGGAAACCACACAGCUGAGGAUGAAGUGCCUCAGGAUGGAGCGCCAGUGACCGCAGGGGCCUGGCUGGCUUCUGUGGCCCUGGGCGCUGCCAUCGUCUGCCUCUGCUGCUGUGUGGUCAUCGGGGCAUCCAGGUGCUGCAGAGAGCAGCAGGGCUGGUAUCGCCUGGGACAGCAGAGGUCAGGAUGAUACACUGAAGGAGAGUUCCUAAAGCUGGAGCCAGGUUAUGGGCUUUGAGUGUGUUGUCAGCUUUCUGUAAGAAAAUAACGAACAUUUUGGUUAAAAAAAAAAAAUAAAGCUAUGCCAGAAACCUGA